Molecule: messenger RNA, 3055 nt
Organism: Ictalurus punctatus (channel catfish)
Lineage: Eukaryota; Metazoa; Chordata; Actinopteri; Siluriformes; Ictaluridae
Exons: 5
Coding region: 909-1745 (278 amino acids)
Source: RefSeq, a predicted model, not a curated record
ACAAGCAUAAAGGCUUUUGUCCAAACCUUAUAUAUGAGUGAGUUUGAUACACCUGCUCAAAGCACACACUGUUCUCUAUUAUUUAAGAAUACUAAUACUAAUAAUGCUUGAGUGAGUAAUAACAGCAUAAUAAUACAACUAUUUUCAUAUAUUUAUUUAUAUCCCAGGGUGACCUCAGGUCAACUGUGUGUGUGUGUCUCUCUCUCUCCCCUGUGAUCCUGGCAUCAUGUAAAGUUGGGUAGAAGAGGAAUAAAGGUCUUUUCCUGGUUUGAACUCACGUCCUCAGCUCCAGUGAAGGGAAACGUUGAUGCUUCAGAUAUAAAACCAUUCUGACGUUCAGGUGUCACGUACAUUUGGCCUUAUAGUGUAUUCCUGAAUAUAAAUCGAGUUUUUACUUAAAAUUCAAUUCUUUCCUCAAACAAAUAGUUUUUCCCGUAGUAUUUAGAGAAGCGGUGAGGAGCUCGGUUUAUUUAUCUAAAGCCCCCUGGGUGAAGAUCCUCAUGAAGUUGUGUGAGGAGAUGUCGAGAGCGUGCAAAGCUUCUUCUGGAUGCUGUUAAGAAUUGAAACUAUAAAAUGGUUUGGAUUUGUUUAACGCUGUUUGUGGUCACUGAGUAAAUCUGUAGGUGUCAUUUCUUUAAGCCGGUGUAUUCGAACUGAAUGUUAAUAUGGGGUAAAUAUAUUACUGGUUAAAGUUUGGACACGUGCGUCUGUGAAUGUGUGCGGGGACGAAAUGUCGCAUGAGGCUUCUGCCCUUCUUCCUGUUAAAAUAGCCUGACGCUCUUUUACGUGGUCUAGCGAUACAGGCUGCGUCCUUUUUUGCAGGAACAUCUUUUAGUUGUCACGUCAAGAGCUCAGCUCAGUAUAUAAACACACGCAACACUGAGAGUGAGGUUCUUCCUGAAGAAGAGAUGAAGACGCUGCACUUGUCUGUGAUUCUGCUCACGCUGUCCGGUGUUCUCACUCAGGACAGUGAUUGGGGUGUGAACUAUACAGAUAAUCUGACCUGUGCUGUGAGAGGAUUCAGUGUCUCCAUUCCCUGUAGUUAUUCUUAUCCAACAUCAAAUCCCAGUAUUCAGGUGACACAAAUGCUGUGGUGCUCAAUGAACUCAAACACAGGAGGGUGUACAAACCCCCCGUAUAUUUAUAACAGCUCAUCAAUCACCACAUCAGACUUUGAGUACGCUGGAGACGACAAAUCAGACUGCACUUUGUUAAUCCACAAUGUACAGUUCAGUUAUUCUGGAGAAUACAGAUUCAGAUUUAUAACUGAUAAUCCCAGUGACAGAUACACAGGUAAACCUGGAGCGACUCUACAAGUUGCAGAUUUAAAGGUGUCACUAAUCAGGCUCAGUGGAAUCGGAACCCUUAAACAAGGAGACUCGUUAAAUCUGACGUGUGAUGUGAACUGCACACAAAGUUCCUCACAGUUUGUGUGGUCUAAGAACAACGAGCGCUUAAAUACAUCAGGACGCGUUCUUCACUUUCCUGCUGUAACCGUGAGGGAUUCUGGGAGUUACACCUGCACUUGGAAAACCAACAGGGCGUCAGGAUCUGAAACGAUCAGCCUUCUCGUCGAGGAUGAAAUUCUUGCAUGGCCGUUCUGCAUCAUUGGUGCUUUGGUGGCAGCUGGACUGAUUUUGGUAGUUGUGAUGUACAACAGGAGGUGCGUCCACACUGAUCAGCUGAAGGAGGACAAUUCAGACGUCUACACCACAGUACAGUACAAUACGUUCACCAUGAACUGAUCACACUUUCACACCUCAGUUACAGUUCAAAUGUUAAUUUUUCAUUUUAAACAGGUUUAAAGUGCUGAUCCUGGAGACUCCUUUCAUAAAUGUUAUAUAAACACUUCCUCACGAAAAGAUUCAUCAUAUCAUCAAUAUAUCAAUAUAUCAAUUAUAUCAUAUCAAUUUUAAGAAUUUGUUUUUAGGAUUCGACAGGGCUGUGGUGUAAGGUUUGUUUUUAUUGUGCUACUGAUACUGAGCUUCACGUUUUCAUCACUUACUGCUUUAAACAAUCUUUACAUCUUUGAGUUAGUGUUAUAACGUAAUAGUUUCCUGCUUUUUUGCUUAUUGUUGUAUGGAAUAACUUGUUGAUAAGAGGUAUUGAAUGAAUUUGUGAUGAUGCAUGAAUGAUGUAAACCAUGUUUUUUUAAAACCGUGGCUAUAUCAUGUAACAUUUCUUAGUCAGCAAUAUUUAACAACAGAAACUGGAGGGAAACAGCAGGCGUGAUGUUACUGAUUAUUACUGUUUCAAGAACUUCAUUAUCAAAUGUAUAAACCUUCCUUGUACAAUGAAAUUCUUAGUUUGUAUGCUUUCACAGAUGCUGCAGUGAAAAAAGUUAAAUAGUAACAAAUAAAACAAAAGAAUUGUUUAGACGUUGUUCAAAGUAAGCUGGAACAAAAUCAAAAUGUGACCUAAAAUUUGGAAUUAUAAGAAUUAUUCAACAUAAAUAACAGCGGAAUUAAAUAAACCUAUAUAAAGUAAACUCUUGGUUAUAUUUACAUGAGGUUUUGUCCAGUUUAACAUAACGCGUAACUUCUGUAUUGAUGACUAAAGCGAGUUCACUAUAUCAUAAUGUUCAUUGUUAAAGUAACAUGUUUAUCUGCUUUGGUUUGACUUUCAUGUGAAUCAAGGUUUUAUAAUUUAUUAAACUGAAUCCUCUAGUAUCUAGUCUGAUCUUUGAGGAAAUGAAUGGAUAAGUGUUUCUGUGUGAUGUGUGAAGAGCGUUCAUUUCUAGAUCUUAUAAAUGAAUUAAAUUGAAAUAGCGCUAUAAAUUCAUCAAUAUUGCCCUCUACUGGCGAAAAACUGAAGCGCUACUGGAGCUCUAUAUUCACUAAAUGAUGAAUUUCUGCACUGAUAUUUGUUAAUAUUUUACGACUUGUAAUCCGAUCCUGCAUGUCUCCUGAUGAAUAGAAAAAGGCCAAAAUGUUGUUGUGCUGUUUUUAAAUUAUCAUUUGGAAAGUAACAAGUCAUGUCUGUGGGUUUUCUGUUUAAACCAGGUAUUUUUCUUUUCUGUUUACUAUCUUGUUUACUGCUGUGAUCAUUUUGAGGA